Molecule: messenger RNA, 2445 nt
Organism: Cornus florida
Lineage: Eukaryota; Viridiplantae; Streptophyta; Magnoliopsida; Cornales; Cornaceae
Product: polyadenylate-binding protein-interacting protein 7
Exons: 6
Coding region: 391-2130 (579 amino acids)
Source: RefSeq, a predicted model, not a curated record
UGUCAAAUCGAGUGGCGAAGGGUUGGGUUUCUUCUUUUUAUUUUGUGGUCGCGAAGAGGGUUUCAAAGAAAAGAGAAACAACAAAAACAAAACCAGAGAGAGAGAACCAAAAACCUAAGUUGAGAUACAUACAGAUACAGCAGGCCAAAGCCCAGACUUGGAAGAAAAAUUCUCUCUUUCUCUGUCUACUUCUCUCUCUGUAUCUGUUAUAUAUAUCUGUAUAUAUCUCAUCCUUAUCUUGACCGAUGGAUCCGUUCGAUUUGGUUUUUUCAAUCAUAGAGCUUCGCGAAGGAUUUGGUUAAUGCCCGGUGCAACUUCACAUUUUUGUCUCCGCCAAAAGUCUCUUUAUUCAUGUAGUGUCAUUUUUUACUUUACCUACUUAAGAAAAGAAUGAGCUUGUCCAACAAAGGGGCCCCGAUUAACGACAAAAAGCUAAGUGCCACAGGCAAGGCAACCAAUUUGAAUCCAAAUGCUGCAGAGUUCGUUCCCUUUGCUCUUAGGUCACCUUCUGGAAGCAGUAGCACUGUGGAUGGAGCGUCAAGGUUUGCUACCUCUGGGACUGGAACAUUAGGAAAAUCAGUACUAGAUCGAUCAGAGUCAUCAGUUUCAAAUAAUUCUGAUGAAGAGGCUCACCAAUACUGGCGUCGCCAGCUACCUGAUGAUAUCACUCCUGACUUCAAGGUCAUGGGGGAGGACGAGUCUCAGGGAACUAACAGUCUCCCUUUUUCAAGCUUGUCUUUGCAUGAUGGAAGUGAAUCCUUGAGAUUCUCUGCUUCUACAGGCAGUGGCUUUAUGUUGAACGAGCAGCAGGAGUUAUAUACUCACCGAAUCAAUGGUAACAGUUAUGCUGAGAAAACGAGAUUUCCUGUUUCAUCUUAUGUUGAAGAUUCAUCUUCAGCCAGCUUUCUUGAUUUGCCAACUAAACCUUGGGACAAGCAAAUUGUAAACAACGAUCAGCUGCUUACCGGUGUUAGAGAAGGGCAUCCUUAUAAUGGGAAGUCUAGAAAUAGUUUCAUAAAUGACAUGCUAAAUGAGAAAUCAUUGGUAGAAAGUAUGGACGUGAACCCUCUUGAAUUUUUGGCUUCACAAUUCCCUGGUUUUGCCGCUGAAAGCCUCACAGAGGUGUACUUUGCCAAUGGAGGUGACUUGAACCUGACAAUUGAGAUGCUUACGCAACUUGAGCUUCAGGUUGAUGGUGGUUUGAAUCAGAAUCUAAACUCAAAGACCUUGUCAGCUCCAAAUCUUAGUGCACUAGAUUUCCCAGCACUUUCCUCACCCGAUGGUCAAAAUGGUCUGCAAAAGUUUACUGGAGAAGAGCUGCAGCAAAGUUUUAGUCCUUAUCGGUCUUCCGAUAAGGAUAAUAUGCUUUUGUUUAAAUCCGGCUCUUCUUUGCCAUCGAGAGGUGCUGUAGAUUUUGCUUCAGCUGUCAGGAAAAUGGCAUCUCAGGAUUCUGGCAUAUGGAAGUAUGACAGAAAUGGUUCUGCAGAUGCCAAUGUUGGCUCAAGUAGAACUUCACAUAUUUUAGAUAGUCCUUACAGUGGUGGACAGGGGAGGGGCAUUUAUUCUGACAGAUUACAAAAUCGGGGAUCAGCUCGGGCAGCUCCUGUCUGGCUUGAAACUGGAGAGACAGUUGCAAAUAUGUAUUCUGAAAUGCGGGAGGAAGCUCGUGACCAUGCACGCCUGCGUAAUGCAUACUUUGAGCAGGCACGGCAGGCAUACCUCAUAGGUAACAAGGCUUUAGCAAAGGAACUCAGCGUAAAGGGGCAGCUGCACAACAUGCACAUGAAGGCAGCUCAUGGAAAAGCCCAAGAAUCAAUUUAUCGUCAGAGGAACCCAGCUGGUCCAGAAAUGCAGGCUAAUGCAAGAGGACAGGAGAGGAUAAUAGACCUGCAUGGGCUGCACGUGAGUGAAGCCAUUCAGGUGCUGAAGCGUGAGCUGAUUAUGUUGAGGAGUGCAGCUAGAUCAGCAGAUCAGUGCCUGCCGGUUUAUAUAUGUGUUGGAACGGGUCAUCACACGAGGGGUUCCCGCACUCCUGCAAGACUUCCAGUUGCUGUCCAGCGCUACCUGCUUGAAGAGGGCCUUGAAUAUUCUGAGCCACAGCCAGGGCUGCUCCGAAUUGUGAUAUAUUGAACCAGGGAGGUAUAGGAGUUUUUUUUGCCAUACAGCAUAAUCUAUGAAGUCAGUCAUCAAAAUCAUUCUUGUAUCUGUAUAUGGGAUGAAAUGGAAGAGUAGCCCAACUCUAAAGUCAAAAAGAAAAAAAAAAAAACCAAAGAAAGGAAAGGAAAACAUGUUAAAAGUGAAAAAGAAAGCCCGAAAUGUAUCAUUAAGGUUUAGUCAGUGGUCGUUAGGGACUCACAUUUUGGUAGCGAUCAGGUACCUACAUCAGCUGUCUUUUGCUGCUACAUUUUGUAAUCUUGUAACUUCCAUUUUUAUUUCUUUGUUACA